UGCACUGCACAUCCCAGAAUGCACUGCGGUGUCUCCCAGUCGUUCCCUGCAAUUUCUUAGGCACACCGAGUGAAAAGUUGACUCUAUUUACUGUUAUUUCUAGCCCAUGAACGCCCAGGAGCCGUCGACAGCCCACAAGUUCAGCUCCCGGAGAGUGUUGCCAAUAUUAAUAGCAAUCCAUAGUAUUAACAAUCCGUAUACCCGAGGAGGAAGACGCAUGAGUGACCCAGAGAGACGGUAGGAAGGUGAUGGCGCCCACCAAGAUGAAGCUGCGUGUGCGCCGGCGGGAGAGCGGAGCGGCGCCCGGGGAGCGGGAGGUGGAGGUGGGCGGAGGCCAGGGGGGCGGCGGCGGCCACAAGAAGCCCCCCUCCCCCCCCGCGCCGUCGGGGGACGAGGAGGCGUCGCCCGACUCCAAGUGUCCCAUCUGCCUGGACCGCUUCAACAACCUGGCCUACCUGGACCGCUGCCUGCACCGCUUCUGCUUCCCCUGCAUCCAGGAGUGGUCCCACAACAAGGCCGAGUGCCCCCUCUGCAAGCAGGCCUUCACCUCCAUCCUGCACUCGGUGCGCUCCCACGACGACUUCAAGGAGUACACCCUGAGGCCCCCGCCGCCCACCAACGCCAGCCUGGCCGCCACCGUCGCCAUGGUGACCGCCUUCGCCACGGCGGCGGCGGCUGCGGCGGCGGCGGGCGGCGGCGAGGAGGAGGAGCCGCCGCCGCAGAGGACCAGGCGGAGGAGGCGGGGCGACCCGGAGUCGGGCGGGGCCAGGAGGAGGGAGAGGGGAGCCGGGGGGCGGGGCGGGGGUAGCCGGGCCAGGGAGAGGCGGGCCGAGGCGGCGGCGGGCCUCCCCCUCCCGCCGGCGCCGCCCCCCCUCCCCUCGCCCUACUCCCCAGACUCCCCGCCGCCGCCGGGGGGGGAGGAGCCGGGGGACCGGGGGGUUCUGUUCGAGGGGCUGGCCGGGCUGGGCGGGGCGGUGGGGCCCGGCGCCCCCGGUGACCGCUCGGCCCGCCACCUGAUGAGCCGGCUGGCGGCGCGGCGGCGCGUGCAGCUGGAGGGCGGGGCCCCGCGCCGCCUGCGGGAGCGGGAGAUGCUGGCGUUCCGCCGGGCGCUCUACCGCAGCGGCGUGCGCGCCCUCCUGGGUAACCCGGGGCAACAGCAGCCGCCGCCGCCGCAGGACGUGUCGUCGGAGGGCUUCGUGCGGAGCCCCGGGCAGCUGGCCCGCCUGAGGCCCUGGCUGCGGCGGGAGCUGACGGUGCUGUACGGCGCCCACGGCUCCCUGGUGGACAUCGUGCAGCGCAUCAUCACGUCGCGCGUCACGCGCCACGGCCUGGAGCGCACGCACGGCCUGGAGGACGAGCUGCGGCCCUUCCUGCUGGCGCGCACCCAGCACUUCCUGCACGAGCUGGCCGCCUUCGCCCGCUCGGCGCUCAGCAUGGAACGCUACGACGCCCAGGCCGUGUACGAGCCCCUCGGGCCCGACGCCCGCGCCUCGCCAGCCCGCCGCCUCAGCAGCUCCGCCCACAGCUCCGUCAUCGCCAUCUCGGAGGGGGAGGAGGCGGCGGCGGACGGGACGGCCGGCCUCCUCAGCCUCGCCACGUGGGACGAGGACACCCCCGGGCCCUCCUACUCCACGGCCGAGCCCGCGGCCCCGCCCUCGCCGGCCCCCCCGGCGGCGGGCGGCGGCGGCGUGGAGGAGGAGUGUCUGAUCGUGGGCUACGUGAAGCCCAUGGCGGAGCGCACGCCGGAGCUGGUGCAGCUCUCCUCGGACACGGAGGAGGAGCCGCGGGACAAGCCCCCCAAGGAGGAGGCGCUCCCCUCCCUCCUCCUCCUCCCGGCCUCCACGCCCCCCUCCUCCUCCAGCACGGAGAGACCCGCACACCCGGCCCCCGCCUCCCCGCCGGGCUCCCCCCCGCCCGCGUGGUCCUGCAGCUCCGGCUCGCCCCGCCCGCCGGAGAGAGGCGGCCGGCCGCCCCCGCACUCCCCCAGCGGCUGGGAGGGGGGGAGGAGGCGGAGGAAGAAGAGGAGGAGGAGGAAGACGGCGAGCGGGGAGAGGGAGCGCCCCUCGCUCUACACCGCCGUAUACUCCGGCCUGGACUGCCCCCGCUCGCGCUCCUCCAGCAGCUCCCUCCCCCGCUCGGCCUCCAGCCCCGACGCCGCGGUCUGGGGGUGCCCCCACGCCCGCCGGCCCACGCCCCCCUCCUCAUCCUCCCCCCCCUGCCCCCCCCCCCAGCGCCACAGCGACAAGCCCGGGGGCAAGAGGAAGUACAAGAGCCGGCACCUGGACGAGGACGGGGACCCCACCUGGAGGCCCGGCUCUGGUCGCCGUGGAGACGAGGAGAGAGGAGGAGGAGGAGAAGAGAAGAGGGUGGAGAAAAGGGGGAGAGAGAGGGGGAGGCGGAGGGAGCGGGAAAGGAGGAGGGACGCACACAAGCACAACAGUGUCUGUGAGGACCAGAGCAGCAGCAGCAGCAGCAGCAGUGGGGGGGACGGUGGCCACCGCAGCCCCAGCGUGGAGAUCAUCUACGAGGGGAAGCUGGGCCCAUGCGCCCCCUCUGGGAACCAGCGGCGGAAGAAGAGACGCCCCCACAGGAAGCAUCUGCACAACAGCUCUCCCGUGGUCAUCACCAUCGACAGCCAAAGUAGUCCCGACGACGGCGGCCACGGCAACCGCCUCCCCGUGUUCUCGGAACUCGCCGUCCGUCAGCCAAUAGACUUCUCCGCCUGCGACCUCCCCGCCCUGCAGUCGGUGGAGCCGGGCAGAGUGGGCGUCGGCCUCGGAGCCGACGUCGGCGAGCUGCCGGUCAACAUCCUGGCCCGAGGAUCCGAUGGCUCGGACACGGAGGCCAACCACCAAUCAAAGGCCUCGGACGUGCUGGCGGUGGAUAUCAGCGACGACGAGGACGAGGACGACGAGCGGGAGGGAGAGAGGCGGGGGGAGAAGAGGAAGGCGGAAGACGAGGGAGGGGCCAGCGACGGAGACGAAAGCCGUCUCCUAGCAACCAUCCUGGACGAGAUCGCCCAGCUGAACCCCGGCGGGUGCGGCCAGAACUCCCGCAUACCCCUCCCCUGGCCCGGGACGAAGAGCAGAAGGAGGAAGAGGACCAUGGGGAAGGUAGAGGAGGGUAGUGGCCUCACAGCCCCCCCUCCGGCCCCCCUUGCAGAUCUUCCCCACACCUCUGAGACGCCUGCCCCAGAUCAGACGCGCCCACUGGAAUGGACACGCCCACUCUGUGAUCCCGGCCCCUUCCCAGAGACACGCCUCCUUGAUGGGAAACGCCCCCUCAAAUGGGACCACCCCCUCGAGGAGAUGUGCCAACCCGUUGAGACGGGCCUGCUGGAAUGGACCAAGCCCCGCCCACUCAGUGACCACAGACGCCUUGAAUGGACACACCAGCCCGCUUUGCCACGCCCACUCGACAGGCCACGCCCCCUUGAAUGGACUCCACUGCCACUGAAUGAGACGGCCCCCAAACAGGAAGCGGCCGCCGAUCAGACCGCCUCAUCGCUUCCAGUCGGUUCAUCGAACCCCCCCGCCCUGUCUUCCUCUGCUGAAGCCCCGCCCCCCGCUGUGACCUCGCCGGUCGUUAACGGCGUUGUCAACGCCUCAGCAGAUAAGCUCCGCCCAGACCGGGAGAGCUCCGCCUCCCCUUCGUUAAGCCCCGCCCCCUCUCAGAGCGGGACUUCCGACAGGGGUCCCGGGCAGGAGUGUUUAAAACUUCAGCAAACUGUGGGGCCGGCGUGCGUGUCUGGUGCCGCCAAACACACACACAUCACUGACUUCCAUAUGGAGUAGGCGUGUGUUGUGCGCUCACAAAUUAUAACCGACGGGUUUCAAACUGAACAAUGAGGAAUUUUAUAUGAAUUAUCACUUUUCAUUCCGUACGUGUGUGUGUGUGUGUGUGUGUGUGUGUGUGUGUGUGUGUGUGCGUGUGCGCGUGCGUGCGUGCGUGUGUGAGUGAAAGGGAAAUGCGGUCCACUAUUUAAUGAUGUUCUUUUUUUAACCAUUCUGGGUAGAGAUCAUCAUAGAGAUUGACAGCAGGUUCAGCCAAUCAUGAUGUAUUAAUCGAAAAGAUGAUGAUGAUGAUGAUGAUGAUGAUGAUAAAGAAGAAAUGAUUGCAGUCGAGCCGAGUUCUUCUGACCAAACUGUCGUGGGAUCUGUGCCGUAUCUUCUAGGAAGACUUCCUCCGUGUCCAGAGGCCGUAACAGCAUUUCAGUCACUCAGCUCCUUCAAAAUAAGAGCGUUGUGUCUGGUUGGGGGUCACCCACACUAACCACCGGUGUGUGUGUGUGUGUGUGUGUGUGUGUGUGUGUUGAAGAACAAAUAAUGAGCAGAAUAAAUGUUUUGGACGGAA
Molecule: messenger RNA, 4353 nt
Organism: Gadus morhua (Atlantic cod)
Lineage: Eukaryota; Metazoa; Chordata; Actinopteri; Gadiformes; Gadidae
Product: E3 ubiquitin-protein ligase Topors
Exons: 4
Coding region: 249-3794 (1181 amino acids)
Biological process (GO): protein polyubiquitination; protein monoubiquitination
Molecular function (GO): ubiquitin protein ligase activity; metal ion binding
Source: RefSeq, a predicted model, not a curated record